This is a messenger RNA of Bombina bombina (fire-bellied toad), 2249 nucleotides long. Its product is annotated as collagen alpha-1(I) chain-like. The transcript is spliced from 2 exons. NCBI's taxonomy places the organism in Eukaryota, Metazoa, Chordata, Amphibia, Anura, Bombinatoridae. Bases 198 to 2219 code for a protein of 673 amino acids. The record is from RefSeq and is a predicted model, not a curated record.
GUAGCAGAGUCUCCUGUAAUGGAGUUAAGGGAUGAGCUGACAGGCUAGUGGAAAAUCCCAGUGUAGUGUAGCAGCAACAAUGUUGCAAAGUGAGGGGAGGUCUUAGGCUCACCUAAUAUAAACGAAGUUCUGGAACAAUCUGGCCUCUUCCACCUGGGAUUUUGCAAGGAGAAAGUUUUGCCAUUCUUCAAGCGAAAAUGUCUAGAUCUAAGAGAAGUGCUGCGGUGCCCAUUCGCUUCAGGGAGUCCCCUGGGAGAUCCUUGAGGAGUGCACCUGUAAUUGAAGAGGAGGAUGAGGAUGUGGUGCCACCAACUCCGGAGAAAACAAGGCCAGUAUCAUCUGCUUUAACUCCUAAUGUUGUGGUCUCUAACCCCCCAGCCCCUGAACUUGCACCCGCCGGGCCCGGUACUGUGAUGGUUGCGGGACAGGCGGGUGCAGUGAGCGCUGGCCCAUCCGGCCUAGACACGGCUUUGGAGGCAGGCCUGGGGGCCCUUACGGCCUCCGGAAUGUCGCCGGAGGCGGCGGCGGCCAUAGUGGGCAUGUUUAAGGCCCUCACGGCCGCCGUUCUGCCUCCGGUGGCAAGCCGGGUGGAACCGGGGCCUACCGCCCCUCAUUAUCCCCCUCAAUUGGGCCGGGGGCCUGGGGACCCUCAUCAGGCAGGGCCCAGUAUGGUAAAUCAUCCGGCCGGGUCCCUAGGGCCCGGCACGGAUGCCUCAUUGGUGGCUCAGUCGGUUACUGGAGCGGGGCCUGCGGGUCCUCGCCCACUCACCGGACCGCCGCUAUCAUUGGUGGCUCAGUCGGAGCCUGCAACUACCAGUGCAGGCUCCGGUUGCGGCCUUGCGUCCGCCGCGUCCAUUUCCGGCCGGUCAGGUGACACGCGUGACGUCACUUCCGGCGCCGCGGUAGUCACACGGCCGGAACCUGGAUCAGAGCGGCACAUCCAGCGAGCGCGCAAGAGGCCUAGCCGGGUACUCUCCACAGGUGAGGGGGGAGUAUCCGGGCGGGCCUGCUCCGCUGCGCGACACUCUGCAAUAGCUAGCAAUGCAAACAGAGCAAGUCCCUUACAGAGAGGCCGCGGCGCGCAGAGAGGGAGGCUCAGGGGUUCCAGUGUUAGCAAGCAGGCUUAUGGGAGAGCUAGAAGCGCAUUGCUGGAGCGCCAGUGGUAUCACAGGGGGGGUGCCAGCAGCAACUAUGUACCCCAAACAAGGGUGAAUGCGCCCACUGAUGGGGCACAGGGCGAGUCGCUAGGCACAAUAACUGCAGGGGUCCAAGGGGGCAAAGGGCUUGUUGCGGCAGGUGCUCAGAACGUUCAUUCAGUCAGGGAGCGUGUGGUCAGAGAAUCCCCCUAUGUGGCAGGGCCAGCGAAUGAAUGGAGUGGUGAUAUGAAUGACGAGAGGGCUAGAGGGGUCCCAGACAGGGCCGGGGGCAGUACUUCUACCCCGAUUGGGGGCGGCAGUCAAGGGGGACACACGGCUGGCCUGGAUACUCCCCUCUCGUUUGUUUCUCCCCCACAGGACAUGGUGCCUACACCGCAGAGGACAGAGGGCCCGGGUACAACGGGAGUAGGACUAUCUGUACAGCCAGCAGGCGGAUCAGUGGCAGCUGCACCAGGAACAUCUACCCCGUCAACAUCGGCAGUUGGUGUGGCUACAGGUCCUUCUCGUAUCUGGAUAAUAGGGCACUCCUACGUGCACUGGGCGGCACUGAAGGCCCAUUCUCUUCCUGAGGGGCAGCAGUUGGGGAUUCCGACGUCUCAGGCAUCAAUACGGUGGUUGGGCCGUAGAGGCUUACAGUGGGAUGGUUUGCCUGCCCUCCUCCAGAAUGCCAGACAUCGAUGGGGACAGCCCCACAUCAUCCUCCUUCACAUGGGGGGAAAUGAUAUAGGGAGUGCACCUGCUCUAGAUCUCAUCAAUGCGAUGAGGUCGGAUGUCAAGUGGAUCUGUACCACGUUUCCGGGGGUUAGGCUGGCCUGGUCCAACAUAAUCCCCCGGCUGCGUUGGAGAUAUUUCCCCACACCGAGGAUAGCAUAUAGGGUUAGAAAAAAAGUUAACAGGGAGCUGGGUAGAGCAGUAAUAGAGGUAGGGGGUUUUGUGGUCCGCCAUGAACUGAUCUCAGCGGACAAAAAAGGGCUGUAUCGCCCGGACGGGGUGCACCUGUCCGACGAAGGGCUGGCGAUCUUCCUGGUGGACCUCAAAACGGCUCUGGUUAGUAAUAUUUAGCGGGUGGCGGCAAGAGCCCGGUUUAUGUGG